This is a messenger RNA of Loxodonta africana (African savanna elephant), 6358 nucleotides long. RefSeq names its product TBC1 domain family member 16 (gene TBC1D16). The transcript is spliced from 11 exons. Gene Ontology annotation, molecular function: GTPase activator activity. Gene Ontology annotation, biological process: activation of GTPase activity. The record is from RefSeq and is a predicted model, not a curated record. The coding region runs from base 129 to 2393 and encodes 754 amino acids. Gene Ontology annotation, cellular component: early endosome. NCBI's taxonomy places the organism in Eukaryota, Metazoa, Chordata, Mammalia, Proboscidea, Elephantidae.
GCGGCGGCGGCGGCAGCAGCGGCGGCGGCUCAGGGGCAGGCCCGAAUCCGGCCCGCACCGCGGGACCCGGGUCUUGACGCGCCCCACCUGGGCUGACGUGUGCGGAGAAUGGAAACAUCUCCCUGGCAAUGUCUCUGGGCCGCCUCCUCCGCCGGGCCUCCUCUAAAGCCUCGGACCUCCUGACCCUCACUCCCGGCGGCAGCUGCAGCGGGCCCCCCUCCGUCCUAGGUGGCGAGAUCAUCUACUCCAAGAACAAUGUCUGCGUGCACCUGCCCGAGGGGCUGCAGGGGCCAGGCGAGCACCACCCAGGGUACCUGUGCCUGUACAUGGAGAAGGAUGAGCUGCUGGGGACCACCCUCAUCCUUGCGUGGGUCCCCAACUCUCGGAUCCAGAGGCAGGAUGAGGAAGCACUGCGCUACAUCACUCCCGAGAGCUCACCCGUGCGCAAGGCCCCCCGACCACGGGCCCGGCGCACCCAGAGCUUGGAGGGCCCCUGCCAGGCCUCGCCCAAGGAGCCUCGGCCAACCCUGACCCCCAAAGAUGAGGAUGUCCUGGUGGUGGCCCAGAGCACCCAGGACGCUGUGCCCAGCAGCCCUUUAUCGGGGGAUGGGGAGAAUCUGGCCCCAGGCCUGGGCGUGGAUGGUGCCCUCCUGGCCUCGCAGCCCACCCACAGCGACUCUGGCAUCCUGUCCACAGUCGGCUCACAGGAUGGGACCGAGGAGGGGCAGGGGCCACGGCCUGAGACUGGCGAGGAGGAGGGCUCCCUGGAGCUGUCGGCCGAGGGCGUGAGCGGGGACAGCUCCUUUGACUCCGACUCCGAUGCAUUCUCCUCACCCUUCUGCCUCUCACCCAUCAGUGCUGCGCUUGCCGAGAGCAGCAGCUCCGUGUUUCUGGAAAGCGAAGGCAGAGAAACGUGUGACCACCCCAUGACCUGCUCCACCAGCUCCCCGUCCAGCGCGGACACCAGCCUGCGUUUCCCCGAGAGCAACGGGCUCCUGCCACCGCCACGCUGGGAGGAGCCGCAGAGGGGCUGUGCACUGGAGCAGACCUGUGGCGUCUUCCGCGUGGACCUGGGGCACAUGCGCUCCCUCCGCCUUUUCUUCAGUGACGAGGCCUGCAGCAGCGGCCAGCUGGUGGUGGCCAGCCGGGAGAGUCAGUACAAGAUCUUCCACUUCCACCAUGGUGGCCUGGACAAGCUGGCGGACGUGUUCCAGCAGUGGAAAUACUGCACCGAGACGCACCUCAAGGACCAGAAGGGGCUUUUCAGCCCUGGGAAAAGCGGUUCCAGUGCCGGCAGCCGCGUGUUCGAGACGCCAAUUGUCCCCAGCUGUCCUCCUGUCCAGCAGGUCACCGAUGAGAAGACCUGCAUGCGAUUCUCCAUCCGGCGUCCCAAGCUUCCCUCAUCCGAGACCCACCCCGAGGAGAGUGUGUACAAGCGACUGGAUGUCACGGCCUGGCUUGGCCACCUCAACGAGCUGGGCCAGGUGGAGGAAGAAUACAAGCUUCGCAAGGCCAUUUUCUUUGGCGGCAUUGAUAUGUCCAUCCGGGGGGAGGUCUGGCCCUUCCUGCUGCGCUAUUACAGCCACGAGUCCACGUCGGAGGAGCGGGAGGCGCUGCGGGCACGGAAACGAAAGGAAUACAUGGAGAUCCAGCAGAAACGACUUUCAAUGAAGCCCGAAGAGCGCAGAGAGUUCUGGCGCAGCGUGCAGUUCACUGUGGACAAGGAUGUGGUUCGCACAGAUCGGAGCAACCAGUUCUUCCGAGGGGAGGGCAAUCCAAACGUGGAAAGCAUGAGAAGGAUCCUGCUGAACUACGCGGUGUACAACCCGGCCAUUGGCUAUUCCCAGGGCAUGUCAGACCUGGUGGCGCCCAUCCUGGCCGAGGUCCUGGACGAGUCUGACACCUUCUGGUGCUUCGUUGGGCUGAUGCAGAACACCAUCUUCGUCAGUUCCCCUCGGGACGAGGACAUGGAGAAGCAGCUGCUGUACCUGCGGGAGCUGCUGCGGCUGACUCACCUGCGCUUCUAUCAGCACCUGGUCUCGCUGGGCGAGGACGGCCUGCAGAUGCUCUUCUGCCACCGCUGGCUGCUGCUGUGCUUCAAGCGCGAGUUCCCCGAGGCCGAGGCUCUGCGCAUCUGGGAGGCCUGCUGGGCGCACUACCAGGUUAGGGACACGCCGGCGAUUUUCAGCAAUGGGCAAGUCUCUUUGACUGUAGCAGCCUUUGAAGAAAAUAGUAUUGACUCAUCCAGGAGGCGCCUCAACCCUUCCUGCCAGCAGCACCGCUCACGUCCUCCACGAGGCAGCCCCAUGGCUUUGACGAGCCCAACCUUUCCGCAAGAUGUGAAACACCUGCCAGCAUUUCCUGGCCUUCCUGACGUCACGGGAGGAUUCUAGCUGUUGAAGGUGAACCAGGAGAAAUUCUGAGCUGGUACUGCCGUGGUCGUUGUAUCAAAUCAUCAGCUCACACCUGCUGCACUCUCUCCUGGACCCUGGCCAGAUGAGUGGGCUCGCUUCCGACCGUCGUGGUUGUUGGGUGUCGUCAAGUCACCUCUGACUCAUGGCAGCCCAUGUGACAGAGUAGAACUGCCACAUAGGGUUUCCUAGGCUGUGAUCUUUAAGGGAGCAGAUAGCCAGGCCUUUCUCCCGAGGAGCUGCUGGGUGGGUUCGAACUGUCAACCUUUAGGUUAACAGUCGAGCACGUCAGCGUUGUGACAGUGGAAUAUCAGCGCUAAUAAAGGAAGCGGGGGCGGGGAGAGACCAAAACCCCAGAUUGUGGAGAAGACGCCGUGUCUGCUCUGCGGGGUGUCACUGUGCGUUUUCCAGCAGCCAGGUGGGCACCGUCAUGACAUGGCGUUUAAGCUGAUGCUACGAGUGAACUCUUAGUACCCUGCAACAGACGGGGUCAAUUCUCAGGGCUCUUCCCACCCGUGCCCUCUCCGCUUCCCAGCUUUCAUGAACUCUAGCCCACGUUACAGGAGGGAGGCCCACUGGCAGAGCUCUGUGGCUGCCAUCUUGUCUGGAGUUCACCAAUCAAGUCAAUGUUGUCUGGAGACAUUGGGUCUCAUCCUAACCCAGUAAAUGCCAAGCAGGAAAUCCCUGAGUCAUUGCCUGGGCAUCCCGACAUGAGAGGUGGGGGCAGCUGGAAGGAUGAAGGGGUAGGGGUGGGCCGAUUAGCCAGUUCAGUGUUGCCUGGAAGUGAGCCCUGUGGGGAGAAGCAGCGUCACUUUCAGGUGAUACUUAUAAACAUUUCAAGUAACCCCGAGUGAGAAAAGUCUCCAUUUUAUCCUCAUACCAUUUGCUAGUUUGCUGAUGGAGUAAGCCCCUCGGUGGUGCGAACGGCAAAUGUGCUCGGCUGCUAACUGAAAGGUUAGAGGUUUCAGUCCACCCAUAGGUACCUUGGAAGAAAAGCCUGGCAGUCUCCUUCUGGAAAAUCAGCCAUUGAAGACCUCAUGGAGCAGAGUUCUAUCCUGACACACGUGGGAUCGCCAUGAGUUAGAUCGACUUGACAGUGGUGGGGGCUGUGGGCCUUCCCCGUGGCCUGGGAGUAGCCUGGCCCCACCCCACCCUGUUUGGAACAUUCUUGCCCUUUCCUCACACCUUCCUCUCCAAGAGGAGCGCCCAUCCUGGAACUCCUCAGCGUCUCCUCACCCUAGCCGGAGCUCCAAACCAAAACCAAACCAAACCUACUGCCAUCAAGUCGGUUCCAACUCAAACUGAUCCUAUAGGACAGAAUAGAACUGCCCGUAGGGUUUCCAAGGCUGUGACCUUUAUGGAUGCAGAUGGCCACAUCUUUCUCCCGCAGAGCAGCUGGUGGGUUCAAACCGCCGACAUUUUGGUUAGCUGAGCACUUCAACCACUGCACCACCAGGGCUCCUUGGCCAGAGCUCCAGUAGCUGCAAAAGCAUCAUUCUGAGCUAGGGCAACACCGUGCCGGACGAGCUGGCAGAAAGCGGCUGGGCAGCCCAGGGCCUCCUGGGUCCCUCCCGGGGGCUCCGUGGGGCAUCCCAUCUGCUGGCAUCGAAGCUCUGAGGGCGGAUUGGGGAGUGUGGUUCUGCCUGGUCUGGGCAGUGGACAUCCGAGACUAAACACAGACUCCCCAUGCUCCAGGAGCGAGCCUGCAUCAGAGGCAGCCUGCCCUUGAAGCAUCUGCAGGAGAGCACCUCGGUCAGGAGCAGCCUCGCCACCAAGGCACCCCUUACUUGACGUCUUCGAUCGGCUUUUGACAGAGGGUUAGAGACAGAGAGGCUAUAGGGAGGGCAGAGGUGGUCUUGUCCUCCUCUCUAUGAGAUCUUCCUCUCCCUUCGUUAGCCACUAAACCAAACCAAACCCGGUGCCAUCAACCCCGUUCCGACUCAUAGUGAGUUAUAACUCAGUGAAAACUGUCCCAUCGGGUUUUUCAGGCUGUAAACCUUUAUGGAAGCACACCGUCACAUCUUCCCCCUCAAAGUGGCUGAUGAGUCCGAACCACUGACCUUUUGGUUAGCAGCUGAGUGCUUAACCACAGCAUCACCAGGGCUCCUUCGUUAGCCACUGGGGUGGUCAGUUUUAUGUGUCAGUGUGGCUAGGUGUUGUUGCCCGCUUGUCUGGUCUCACACUAGUCUAGGUGCUGCUAGGUAAGUACUUAGUAGAUGUGGUUAUAGUUAGUUGGCCUUAAGUAAAACAAACGACCCUCCGUAACAUGGGUGGGCCUCACCCAGUCAGUUGAAGGCUUUUAAGAGGGAAAGCUGAGAUUUCCUUAAGAAGGAAGCAUUCCGCCCCGCGACUACAAUGUAGAAAUCCUGCUGCAUUUCCAGCCUGUCCUACAAAUUUCACUCUCAAGACUGCAGCAUCGACUCUUACCCAGAUCUCUAGCCUGCUGGCCUGGCCACACGUUUUAAACUUGCCAGCCCCCCCAGGUCACAGGAGCCAAUUCCUCAGACUAAAUCCCUCUGUAUAGAUGAAGGCAGUGGUGGCUCCAUGGUAGAAUCCUCGCCUUCCGUGCAGGAGACCCAGGUUCGAUUCGCGGCCAAUGCACCUCAUGUGCAGCUGCCACCCAUCUGUCAGGUGGAGGCUUGUGUGCUGCUAGGAUGCUGAACGGGUUUCAGUGGAGCUUCCAACAGGUUUAAGACCAACUAGGAAGAAAGGCCUGGCUAUCUCCUUCUGAAAAUCAGCCAGUGAAAAACCCUGUGGAUCACAAUGGUCUGCUGUGUUGUACGUGGGGUCACUGUGAGUUGGGGCUGACUCACCAGCAGGUACCAGCAACAACAUAUGUAUCUCCUGUUGGUUCUGUGUCUCUGGAGACCCCUGACUAAUGUGGCAACUAACUGUAUGGUCAAUCGGGGUCGUUCAGUCUGAAGGCAGGAGGACACACAGAAGGGGUAGUGGCUGUGCCAGCAGGUUCUUCCUUGCUGGUGUGUUGCACGGCCCACCAAGCACGUUCUGACCCAGGCUUCCACACAAACCAUGUCUCAGAAAACCCAUCCCGUUGCCACUGAAUCGAUUCCAACUCAUAGUGACCCUAUAGAACAGAGUAGAACUGCCCCUCAGGGGUUCCAAAGAGCGCCUGGUGGAUUUGAACUGCCAACCUUUUGCCAAGCACCUGUAGCUCUUAACCACCGCGCCUUUACAAAUAAGACAUCAACGUAAGCGUAGGCCAGUCUUCAGAGAGGAGAGGUUUUCUUUGCCCCAAAUCACAAGGUGACCCAAAGAGCUCCCCAAAGAACCAUGGCAGCCAGAGGGUGCCCAGCCUGAGUGUCAUCGGGUUCGGUUGUCAUUGCCGCCUUUAGGUGCAGGUUCCAACCCUGGCCCCUGUUAUGGAUUAAAUUGUGUCCCUGAAAAGAUCUGUUGGAGUCCUACCCCUGGCACCUGCGAGCAGAUGUUACCAGUUAACAUGAGGUCAUACUGGAGUAGGGUGGGCCCUAAUCCCAUCCAAGCAGAGUCCUAUAACGAAGAGAACAUCCAUGGGGGGACAGUGGCCUCAUGACCCCAGAGUUAUGCUGCAGCUGCAAGCCAAGAAGCACCUGCAGCCCCAGAUGCUGGGAGAGAGGAGGAAGAUCUUCCCUAGACCUGCAGGGAGAACACUGCUGCUAGCACCCUGGUCUCAGGCUGCUGGCCUCCAGAACUGAGACAAUAAAGUUUUGUUGUUUAAAGCCACCCACUCUGUGGUCGUUUGUUAUGGUGGUCCCAAGCACUCAUCUGGCCUCAUUUGCAGAGGGAGAAACUGAGGACAAGAGAGGCCACAUGGGGCCACGACCCGCCCACUCUGGCUCUGAGCCCAGGCCGCCUCUCUCUGGAGCCCUCCCCCUGCACGUAGCUUCCGCCUCCCAAGGCCAGGCUUGGGGCGGGGGCUGACGAACUCAUCUCACUCAUCUCACGCCCCU